AAACUAGCUCUAGACUGUGGCAUAGCAGUAUCCUAGGAUAUACCACAUCAAUACCACAUACAACCACAAUGGCAAACCCUCGAAGCGUCCUGUUCUUUUCUCAAGUCCUAAUAACCCUGGUGGUGGUCCUCCUUGGAAUUCUUGAUGCAGCUCCCCUACAGACACAACCGGAGUGCAAAGGUUACAUUCAACAUGGCGGCAAUGUCACCUACAUCCUCCCGGAUAAUUUUCCGGACCUAAUGGCCAACUGUGAGGAGGCUGAAAUCCUAAUUGGGGAAAAGGUGUCUGCAAUAUUCGAGAAUGGGAAGGUUCCAAUCGAAUUGAUUCCUCCUGUGGUUGCAGUCACAGCUCACAACUUCACCUUAAGUUCCAACCAAAGUUCCUACCCUCAGCCCGUGGAUAUUGGCCUGUAUUGUCUCCAGUCUCACACGCGCAUAAGUUGCUUCUGUGAUGCUUGCAUCAACUCGGUGAAGAAUGACAGCACCAUAUCAGAGCCUCCUAUUGAUGAGCAAAGUGUAUCUGGGACCCCAGACAACAGCAGCACCCAUUACCGAGUAGGUGCCAUCUGUGCUGGUGUUGGCAUGAUGAUCAUCACCCUCGUUGGUGCUUUUGCUUGGAUUGUCUUGCGGUGGCGUAAUUCCAUCGAGAAGAAGACAGAGGAUGUGGAGUAUCCUCUGAGGGACUCCAGUGCGGAGACGUCAGCAUCGAGCUCCACCGAGCAUCUUCCAGGGUCUCAGGGUCUCAUUGAGACAGCUCCCAUCAUGGAUCACAACAACCAGGAAGGAAUCUGAGACAAGGAACUGCCGGAAUAUCCUACGCCCAUGAAGUGCCUACUAUGCAUGCUACUGAUUUAAGACAUCUGAGCCAGACUGAUUCGGUUAUGGGAUUUUGUGCAGGGCUGCUGGAAGUAUCAGUGGGUGGGGGGGUGGGGGGUAAUCAACAAAAUCCCUUGUAUAGUUACAAAUUGAAAAUAAGGUGCUAUCUGGGUCAGUUGAUUUAACAGGCACAUACCAACAUAAACUGAUGUAUCUCGCUGCCCUUGCAUCAGAACGGAAGUGAUAUCAGUGCCUUCCACAUCUCUUUCCUUUCCCUUCUUGGUCCUCUCCCAUUCGUUAGCUCUCCCACCUUGAAUAUCACAGAAGCUCUUCUACAGCUUCGGCAGAGGGUGUGGAGGGAUACAGAACGUGAACGCUAGAAUAUGAACUUCCUUGAACGCACCACUGAAGCCUUGACAACAAGCCCAACUUGUUAUUGUCAUGUUGCUGUACAUUAUUUAUUUAGUCCGUUUUCUAUAUUUGUGUUUUUGAUAAACUAUUUAUGAUAAAGUAUUUUUGUACUU
Molecule: messenger RNA, 1339 nt
Organism: Engraulis encrasicolus (European anchovy)
Lineage: Eukaryota; Metazoa; Chordata; Actinopteri; Clupeiformes; Engraulidae
Exons: 7
Coding region: 69-791 (240 amino acids)
Source: RefSeq, a predicted model, not a curated record